Messenger RNA from Leucoraja erinaceus (little skate), 1485 nucleotides. Its product is annotated as probable G-protein coupled receptor 19. NCBI's taxonomy places the organism in Eukaryota, Metazoa, Chordata, Chondrichthyes, Rajiformes, Rajidae. Gene Ontology annotation, cellular component: plasma membrane. The record is from RefSeq and is a predicted model, not a curated record. The coding region runs from base 177 to 1409 and encodes 410 amino acids. Gene Ontology annotation, biological process: G protein-coupled receptor signaling pathway. Gene Ontology annotation, molecular function: G protein-coupled receptor activity. The transcript is spliced from 2 exons.
UUCAGUGGCGGAAUGAAGAGAGAACGCACAAGGACAUGGCCCUCGAUGCUUUCACAAUGAACCUGCUUCAUCCAAAGCAGAAUUCAAUGUCCACAGAUCAACCUGCAAUCAUCUCAAAUCCUCUAAAACGCAAGGGAGCCAUCAGUUUACCAGAUUGGUGAGAGUAAAACUUGAAUAUGGUGUUAGCCGGAAAGAGUCUUGAAAUGGCGAGCUCCGUUACCGUCCCGGCUGCUGCAGCUCUGGGCAAUCUCAGCGAGGUAUUAAACUCCUCGUUCAGCGGGAGUGGAGGACCGUUCAGAGAGCCGGUGCAGAGACACGGGAGGAAUGGGACCGUUCCGGAGCUGACGACAGGAGAAAUCGUCGCGGUCAGCUUCACCUUCGGCGUGAUCUGGCUGGUGGCUUUGUUCGGGAACUCCCUGGUCUGCCUGGUCAUCCACAGGAGCAGGAGGACACAGUCAACGACCAACUACUUUGUGGUAUCCAUGGCUUCAGCGGACCUGCUCAUCAGCCUGGUCAGCACCCCCUUUGUCCUGCUACAUUUUACCACAGGGAGGUGGUUACUGGGGGAUGUCAUGUGCAAACUGGUUCGCUACGUGCAGUAUCUAACUCCUGGAGUCCAGAUCUACAUCCUGCUCUCCAUCUGUGUGGACAGGUUUUACACCAUUGUGUAUCCCUUGAGCUUCAAAGUGUCUCGGGAGAAGGCCAAGAAAAUGAUUGCAGCAUCCUGGAUCUUAGAUGCUGCUUUCGUAUCUCCAACCCUGUUUUUCUACGGGAUGGAAGGGGAGACCUGUAAUCUGUUUCUCCCCCAGUCCUGGAGUGGGGUCACCUUUGGCACAGUCCACCUGCUGCUGGGCUUUCUCCUUCCAUCUGUCCUCAUCAUCCUGUUUUACCAGAAGGUCAUAAAAUACAUUUGGAGGAUAGGUACAGAUGGCAGGACAGUGAGGAGGACCAUGAAUAUUGUGCCUAGGACCAAGGUUAAGACCAUCAAGAUGUUCCUGCUGUUAAAUUGUAUGUUCCUGUUGUCUUGGUUUCCGUUUUACGUGGUUCAGAUCUGGCAGCCGGACGAGAUGGAUUACACAGGGUGUUCUUCACUCUUCCUGUCCAUCGCACUGGUGUCCUUCAGCUCCUCAGCGUCCAAGCCCAGCCUCUACUCCAUCUUCAAUGCCAAUUUCAGGCGGGGCAUGAAGGAGACUUUCUGCAUGUCUUCGAUGAAGUGUUACCGUAGCAAUGCCUACACCAUCACCGCCAGCUCCCGAAUGGCAAAAAGGAAUUACGUCGGCAUCACUGACAUCCCAGCGCCCACCAAAACCACCACCAAAGAUUCAAUAUAUGAAACGUUCGACCGGGAGGCAAGAGAGAAAAAGCUUGCAUGGCCCAUAAACUCAAAUCCUCCAAAUACAUUUGUCUGAGCAGCAUGAUCAGCCUGAAGAAGGGUCCUGACCUGAAACGUCACCUAUCCAUCUUCUCCACAGAUGCUGCCUGACC